Messenger RNA from Sebastes umbrosus (honeycomb rockfish), 9240 nucleotides. RefSeq names its product microtubule associated serine/threonine kinase 1a (gene mast1a). Gene Ontology annotation, biological process: peptidyl-serine phosphorylation; intracellular signal transduction. The record is from RefSeq and is a predicted model, not a curated record. Lineage: Eukaryota; Metazoa; Chordata; Actinopteri; Perciformes; Sebastidae. Gene Ontology annotation, molecular function: protein binding; protein serine/threonine kinase activity; magnesium ion binding. The transcript is spliced from 27 exons. Bases 1118 to 6295 code for a protein of 1725 amino acids.
GGGUGGUAGGUAAAGAGAGCUGAGGAUGGAGAGAAGCGCGAGGAGCGACCACAGAUCGGUUUUCGCGAGGAAAUCAAUGUUACAUCAGAGAAGAAGAGAGUGAACCCAUCCAUCGCGUAUACCUGUCAGAGAACACCAGAAAACGGGACAAAAUCUGUUUACCGGAGGACGAAAAACGUGAAGUGAUCAACCUGCUUUCAGCGCCGAUGUGUGUGCGCGCAUCUUUCACCAGACGGACGUAUAGAGUCGAUUCAGAUUCUCAUUGAUCUCGCCUUUUUUUAAAUGCACAGGAGCUCUGACAGCGCACGGAUGUGGCAUAGAUUUGUGCAAUAAUGUGCAAUAUGCAUGCAAUGAACUCCGUGUAUACAUGCAUGCACUGAUGCCUUCUCAGCAGCAGCACAUAUAGAUUGAAUGUGGUUUGGCUGCCUGUGGACUCCUCGAUCAUGUAGUGGAUUAUUUCUGCAGCUUGUAGACCGAUCGUUGUGAUAGAAGCGUUUUAAAGGGAUGACAGUAUAGUGGUUGAUUUUGGCUGUUAAUGGUGCAACUUUAAGAGAUUGUUUUUGAGCUGUGAUUCGCACUAGAUGUCUUGAGGGUUAAAGAUUUGUGUGCAAACUUGUUUGGUUUAUCUAUAGUGUGGGUCUGACAGUCUUCUCUGUCUCUCAGCUGGACUUCAGCUGGUCCCACCAUGCAGCCUCUCGCUUAUUCAGCAGUUCCCAGCACAGAGCAGCCUCGUCAGUAAUCUCUGUCAGUCUCUGCCAGCAAAGGGAUGUGGCUGCACUUUUUAUUUUAUAUAUACUUUGAUAGUGAUAUUUGAUAGUGUUUUUUUGGGCUGUAACGCGAGAUAAGAUCUCUUUAAUGCUAUAAUUUGUUACACAGAACAUAACAACACCUGUUAAUCCUCAGAGAAUAGCAGAUUUACCUGCUGAAUAAACUGGUAAAUGAUGUUUAAAGCAGCCGUCACUCCGCCAAGCAUUUCGGUUUAGUAGUAAAUCGACUCUCGCUGAAAGCCACGCGAGAGUUGGGCUUCAUCUUCUCGCCCCCCUCCUCCGUCACCUGGAAACCACAGGAGCCCUGCACGAGACACCUCCGACAGGUGUGAACCCGGCGGACACGCGCCAUGGAUGAUUCUGGGAUCAUCCGCAGACGGAGGCUGCAGAAGGAUUUACCUCUGCCGCGGAAAAGUAGCAGUUGCAGGACCAGUAACCGGAAAAGCCUCAUCCUGAGUACAUCGCCCACCCUGCCACGGCCGCACUCCCCACUGCCUGGACACAUAGGAAGCAGUCCGUUGGACAGCCCGCGCAACUUCUCACCAAGCGGACCUGCCCACUUUUCCUUCGCCUCCUCUCGCAGGGCUGAUGGUCGUAGAUGGUCCUUGGCUUCUCUGCCUUCCUCAGGAUAUGGCACCAAUACACCCAGCUCAACGUCAUCCAGCUCAUCCCAGGAGCGUUUGCACCAGCUGCCCUUCCAGCCGACCAUGGACGAGUUGCACUUCCUGUCCAAGCACUUUGGCAGCACUGAGAGCAUCACGGACGAUGACGGGGGCCGACGCUCGCCGCACGUCCGCCCUCGCUCUCGAAGCCUCAGCCCGGGGCGCUCUCCAUCCUGCUAUGACAAUGAAAUAGUGAUGAUGAACCAUGUCUACAAGGAGCGCUUCCCCAAGGCCACAGCUCAGAUGGAGGAGAGGCUGGCAGAGUUCAUCCACAACUACUGCCCAGAGAGUGUCCUGCCACUGGCCGACGGGGUCCUCAGCUUCAUCCACCACCAGGUAGAGGAGCUGUCAAGGGACUGCCUGACCAAAUCACGUGAGGGUCUCAUUACCAGCGUCUACUUCUGUGAGCUGCAGGAGAACCUGGAGAAGCUGCUGAAUGACGCUUAUGAGCGCUCCGAGAGCUCGGAGCUCACCUUCGUCAUCGAGCUGGUCAAAAAGCUCUUCAUCAUCAUAUCUCGUCCGGCCAGGCUCCUCGAGUGUUUGGAGUUCAACCCCGAAGAGUUUUACCAUCUGCUGGAGGCAGCGGAGGACAUCGCCAAGGAGGGACAACUGAUGAAGGCGGACAUCCCUCGCUACAUCAUCAGCCAGUUGGGGCUGACCAGAGACCUGGAGGAAAUCGUGAGCCUUGACAGCUACGACAGCGAGGGUCCACAUACUCCAGAGACCGAUGACUCAGCAGAGGGAAAAGGGAGAGUCAUCAAGCCACCGAGUGAAGAAGAUUUUCAGAGCAUCAAACUGAUCAGCAAUGGAGCUUAUGGUGCCGUCUACCUGGUGCGCCACAGAGAGACACGUCAGCGUUUUGCCAUGAAGAAGAUCAACAAGCAGAAUCUGAUCCUGAGGAACCAGAUCCAGCAGGCGUUCGUGGAGAGAGACAUCCUCACCUUCGCGGAGAACCCGUUCGUCGUCUCCAUGUUCUGCUCCUUUGAAUCACGGAGACAUCUGUGCAUGGUCAUGGAAUAUGUUGAGGGUGGCGACUGUGCCACUUUGUUGAAGAACAUCGGGGCGCUGCCCGUGGAGCUGGCGAGGAUGUACUUUGCUGAGACAGUUUUAGCCCUGGAGUACCUGCACAACUAUGGCAUCGUCCAUAGAGACCUCAAACCUGACAAUCUACUGAUAACAUCCAUGGGACACAUCAAGCUCACAGACUUUGGCUUGUCGAAGAUGGGUCUGAUGAGCCUCACCACCAACCUGUAUGAGGGACACAUUGAAAAAGAUGCCAGAGAGUUCCUGGAUAAGCAGGUGUGUGGUACGCCAGAGUACAUCGCUCCAGAGGUGAUUCUCCGUCAGGGCUAUGGGAAGCCGGUGGAUUGGUGGGCCAUGGGCAUCAUCCUCUAUGAGUUCCUGGUGGGCUGUGUGCCGUUCUUCGGAGACACUCCGGAGGAGCUGUUUGGACAGGUUAUCACAGACAAUAUAGUUUGGCCAGACGGUGAUGACGCUUUGCCUGCAGAUGCCCAGGACCUCAUCUCUGCCUUGUUGCAAACCAACCCUCUUGUGAGGUUGGGUACAGGCGGAGCGUACGAGGUGAAGCAGCACUCGUUCUUCACAGAGCUGGAUUGGAACAGUUUGCUGAGACAGAAGGCAGAGUUCAUCCCUCACCUGGAAUCAGAGGAGGACACCAGCUACUUUGAUACCCGCUCGGAUCGGUAUCAUCACAUCAACACAUACGACGAGGAUGACACCAAUGACGAUGAGCCUGUAGAGAUCAGACAGUUCUCCUCCUGUUCUCCUCGCUUCAGCAAGGUGUACAGCAGCAUGGAGCAUCUGUCUCAGCUGGAGCAGAAAGCUACGACCUCCGUGUCCCGUCGGGAGCAUAAGGGCCCGCGGGAGGACAAGGUGACCAAGAGAGAGAGCCUGGGCAGCUUCAGCAUGAGAGACAAGAGCUGGAGGACCGGAUCCCCCGAGAUGAAGCGCUUGUCUUGUUCAGAGUCUCUCUACAUGGAGGGGGAUUCGAGCCCUCCUCUUGGUGCUCGUCGACGCUUCUCAGCACUGAUGGAUACACACCGUUUUGCCUCAAACUUAGACGGUGAGCCAGACUUCCUGUCCCGCCAGGCGCCGUUGAAGGUCCGUGGAACCUCGCUGGAUGGGACGAGCGUCCCCUCACCGAGCCUCUUGGAGCAGAGGAACAGUCUGAAGGAGAUCAACGGAGCAGACAAAUCUCCUAGACAUGGAGAGACACCAGGAGUUACCACGGCCAUCGCCACAUUAUCCCCAGGUCCUGCAGCAGCCGGUCGUGAUGUGAUGACUCCGCUGUAUGACCCUCUGGGGCCCCGGGCCACCAACGACCUGGUCCUGCGCAGGGCGCGCCAUCAGCAGAUGUCUGGUGAUGGAGAGAAACGCAACUCCAGACCUGGAAACAAGGUCAUCAAGUCAGCCUCUGCCACGGCACUGUCUGUCAUCAUACCAUCAGUGGAGCAGCAUGGCGGCUUCUCUCCGCUGGCCAGCCCCAUGUCUCCCCACUCUUUCUCCUCCAACCCGUCGUCCCGUGACUCUUCACCCAGCAGAGACUUCUGCCCGGCGGUCAGCGUGCUGCGCUCCCCCAUCACAAUCCAUCGCUCUGGAAAGAAGUACGGCUUUACUCUCAGGGCCAUCAGGGUCUACAUUGGAGACAGUGAUAUCUACAGCGUGCAUCACAUUGUUUGGCAUGUGGAGGACGGCGGCCCCGCCCAGGAAGCUGGCCUGUGUGCCGGUGACCUCAUCACCCACGUCAAUGGGGAGGCUGUGCACGGUCUGGUUCACACUGAGGUGGUAGAGCUCAUCCUCAAGAGUGGAAACAAGGUGACGGUGACAACCACACCUUUUGAGAACACCUCCAUCAAAGUGGGUCCUGCCCGCAAGGCCAGCUACAAGUGUAAGAUGGCCCGACGAAACAAGAGGACCGUGGGCAAGGACGGCCAGGACAGUAAGAAGCGUAACUCCUUGUUCCGUAAGAUCACAAAGCAGUCCAAUCUGCUGCACACCAGCCGCAGCCUGUCCUCUUUGAAUCGCUCUCUGUCCUCCAGUGAGAGUCUUCCUGGCUCCCCGACUCACAGCUUGUCUGCCCGGUCCCCGACUCAGGGCUACCGCUCCACCCCUGAGCCCUCAUACCUGGGUGCUUCCUCCCAGAGCAGCUCUCCAGCCUCCAGCACUCCAAACUCUCCCGCUCCCUCUCAGCACAUGAGGCCCAGCUCCCUGCACGGCCUCUCCCCUAAACUCCACCGCCAGUAUCGCUCUGCCCGUUGUAAGUCUGCAGGUAACAUCCCGCUGUCCCCGCUCGCCCACACACCCUCCCCCACCCAGUCUUCGCCUCCACCAUUGCCUGGCCACACCGUAGGGAGCUCCAACACCACCCAGUCCUUUCCUGUCAAGCUCCACUCCUCGCCACCGGUGGUCCGUCCCAGGCCCAAGAGCGCUGAACCCCCUCGAUCGCCUCUUCUCAAACGGGUGCAGUCGGCGGAGAAGCUGGGCUCGCCUCUGACCCAGUCCAGUUCUACAGGAGGGCUUGGGGGUCCACUGAGGAAGCACAGCCUGGAGGUGCAGCACUCUGAGUACCGUAAGGAUGCCUUCCUCUGUGAGCUCGGGCUCCAGAGCCUGCUGGAGACAGAUGGGGAAAAUUUUCUUCCAAAUCCUCCACCCCUUCCCUCAUCCUCUACAAACCCAGAGACCGGCGUCCUGAAGCCUGUGAGGAGACUAGGGAGGCAGGAGUCACCGCUCAGCAGAGAAACACUGCUGGCUGGGAGGGAUAGGGAAGAGAGGGAGAGAGGAAGGGAAAGGGAGAAAGAGAGGGAGACUGAUACCGGGACAGUCCUGGAGAGAUUGAGUCGCCUUGGAGCAACAGUAUCCCAGUCAUCCUUAACAAGAAAACCUCAUACAAGUGAGCUGGCCUUCAGCUCGCAGGCUGGCCAGAGCUCCAGACUAAGUGCAGAAACCACUAAAGCUACAACUUCUAGCACCCCUACCAAAACAACAGGAAGUCUAGGUGGUCAGAAGGGACCUGAAAAGAUCCCCCAGAGUCCGACAGAUUUAACUUCAAAACAGCAAGACCACAAGGCAGCCAAAAGUGUGUUAUCUAAUAGUAAAGAUCCCCAGGAGCAGCUAUGGGGCAGAACUGAACCAAAGCAGGAAGCAGACAACAAGAGUAGGCCUGGUUUACCUGGAUCUGCCUUCACCAGGAGCUCUGCUUCUACACCAGAUAAAUCCAUCGGCAUCAACGCGGUGGUGAAAGCAGGUCCUCUGAGCAUGAUCAAAACCUUUAAACCAUCAGGUAUAGGGGACAGCUUGAGAAAGGCUGUAGCAGAGAGCAGUGACUCGAGGACUCCAGACUUUGGCUCCAAAAGCCCCAAACUCCCAGUUCGCGUUCUCGCUCCCGUCGUCCCCCCACAUGGGCAGCCACUCUCGCUGGGCAAGAUGAGACAAGGACUCGGGCCGGUCAACUGCUACCGGGGAACCCUCGACUGGGACGACAAAUGUCGCCUGGAAGUGGUGGAGGAGCAUUCGCCUUCUCCCUCUCCCUCCCCGACUUCUGUCACCCCCUCCCUCUGCGGACCUUCCCUCUGUAAGUCACGGCCUGUCUCCCCCGGCGACAAGAUGAGCUUCGUCAGCCAGCUGACCACCGUGGCCAAAAACGUCCUCGGGCCAAUCAAGCUUGGCUCCCAGGAGGCGUCCAAGAGCAAAGAGCAGCAGACUAAGGCAGCGGAGGAGAGGCAGGGAGGCACAGUAGGAGGUGCUGCUGGAGGUCGAGUGGUUGUUGGGGCAGCGGUGGUGACCCAAAGUCCUGCUGGUUCACCGCUAGAUAGGGCUGCAACAGGUAGCAGCCAGUCAAAAAUGUGACCCCAUGGGGUCCCUAAAUGGGACUUUAGUAAAAAAAAAAAAAAAAUGCCUUUUUUGGAAGAACAAUGCAACAGAAGUCAAGCACUUAAAAACAAUGUACAUUCCAGUUUCAGAGUAUAUAAAAUGUUAUUUAUUGAUUCCAAUCAUUGACUGAUUCUAACUUAAAACCAGGAGUGAAAUAAUCUACUGUAAAGGUGCAUUAUCUGUUGAUUUUCUAUUAUAAAGUAUUUAAUAAGAAGACUCUUAAUGUCAUGUGGAACACUUUAUCAGAUGUAUAUGUGUCUAUGUGAACGCAUGUCAUAUGGUAUGUACUGUACAUGUAUUAUAGGUACAAGAAGGUCAAAAAGUGCUUUACAGAUCAAAACAUGCUGAAAACUGUGAAUACCAAAAUCCAGUCACUCUAUUUUGUCUUUCAACCAGCCCUCUGUUCUUUUACCACUUAUCAAACAAGACAAUGAUGAACUGAGUCACAGUCACAUUGUUAAUAUUUGCAUCAAACAACACGACUGAAGGGCAGCCUCGAUGUGGCUACAGCACGCAACAAGAUGAUUAAGCUCAUUUCUUCUUCAUCAUGGCAGUUUACUGAGUUGCUGUGCACGGUCAGACAAAGCCAAAGCAGGCUCUCUGUCAGUUGAUGUCAUGUCUAGCUCUGUCUGUCGCAGAGAGUUGUUUGUGUGUAUAUGUGUGUGUGUGUGUGUGUGUGUGAAGCCACCUUGGGUCUAUUUCUGGUGGUUCUUGAAGGCUGUGUCCUCCUGCAGAGGGAAGCGUGUUUGACAGAGCUCAGGCUCAGCGCUUAUCUCCCCUUCGCAGGAGGGCCACCACAGCCCCCUUUUCCUCCCUCUGCAGCCUGCACACAAACACAUGCACACACACACUCACAUUGCCACAGGAGGCAGCAGUGUCAGCAGCUGAUUUUCAUGCAUUUAAACCCUGUGGUUCAUGAAUUGGGAUGCGAGUGAGUGAGUUAAGAAGUGUGUGAGAAUGUGUGUGUGUUUUCAUGGGGUAAUUACACUCGGCACGGUUGACUCAGCAAGGGUCAUGGCCGAAACCAAACUGGAAAUAAACAGGCAGCAGUUAGCAUCCAGCAACAGUUACAGGCUUUGCUGAACGCUCUGCGACUUUAUUAACAAAUCACACAAGGCACAGUGAUGAUAACUUAUGUGGAUAUAGUAUAUAAUUGUAAGCACAUAUACAGUGAACCCAUGUGUUGUUUUGAGCCGAAACAGGAAAAGCAGGCAGUCAUGGAUGUAGCAUACUGUAAUGUGUUUGUCAAAAGGGCUCUAUAGCGAAGAUAGGGUGUGUGGAUAUGGGCAUGGUACAGUAUAUCACAAUGAACCUGUUGCUGUAAAAACAAGGUUAUCUGCAGUAUAAUCAGAAUGGCUGUGUUAGGUUGUUAGGUACUAGAUUGAUUCAUGUAAAGCUCACAUUUUGCUAUGUAACAUACUGAUAAAGGUGUUUGAAUCAAUAAUCUCAACAAGAGUGCUGAGAAGGAUAAAAUGUUCACAGGAAAAACAUCUCUUCUCCCACUGGUUGUAUUCAUCUCCUUAGUAGUUCAUUCUCAGUAACUAUCCAGUGUACAUAAUCUCAUGCAAAUAAUUUACAGAUGUGCGUGAGGACUGCUGUCACUACACUUCUACUGGCUGAUUUAUGAAAGAAAGUACAAGUUAAACGAUUUAAUCCGUCUUUCAUUUCCUGCGUCGCUUUCUUUGAUUCUUCUAAGCUCUACAAAUGUAAACUGAUUCAACCAACAACAGCAACUUCACACUGAGGCAGAAAUUCAAAGACGAAAUGUAAUAUCUUGUCCAAAAGGGAAAUGGUUGCUCAUUGUUUUACAUCAGCUGGCAACAUUGUUUUGGUUUUUAUUCGUCUGAAAAAACGAAAACAAUGAGCUGGAAGUGACUAAAAGCUAUGCAGAGCUACAAAGUGGGAAGUUGUUUUUUGUGGUAUUGGCAGAUCUUUUUACAUAACCAGGCAUUAAUAUGAAGAAAAACAUUUCUUAAUGCAUCUUUAAUGCAAUAAAGAUUGAUUUUUCUAUUUAAAAGGAUGCUGUUGGCAGUCCAUCCUUGAAUCUAACAAUGUUUGAGGGUGUACUAAUGAUUUUACCCCCAUUAGAAAGUCCCAUGCACCAACCGGAGUUAUUUUUAUUUGGCAUUGUACUCUACUGCCCUCCAGUGGUUCAAAACAUCCGCUGUUAAACAGGUUUCCAUAAAAUGUUCAUUAAUAAUCUGCUGGAGUUUCUAUAAUGAAGCCAAGACCAGUAAAAUACUGCAGAAUGGAUGUUACUAGCCAUAGGGUUACUGAAUAUGCAUUUAUGUUUCUAAUGACAAAAUAUUUGCAGUAAUUAUCAAAUGAACACUUGAAACAUGAAUUUAUUCCUUUUCUGUUGUUGUGUUCUUCACGUGACUGUUAAUUAUAUCUUCUGGAAUAGGGAUUAACAUUUUUAAUAUAAUAUCCUGUCUUAUAUAUUCUACUGAUAGCAAGGAGUUCUUUUAUAUGUUAAUGUAAUAAACGAGUAAUCAGGUCAGCUCUGAUCACCUGACUAAGAAAAAUAACUCAUGUAAUCUUAUACAGCUAUUAUGCCCACUUUCAGGCCUUUUCCCAAUCAGUGGUGUCUAUACUAGUGUUACAUGUUAGAGAAUUUCUUUUUUCUUUUUGUGAUUGACAGAGAGAGUAGUAUAAAUGCACUUUAUUUGAAAAAGAAAAAAAAUCUUCAUUUGCUGGUAUUGUUUGUAAGUUACUUUUAAGAAAAAGAAAAUAUACUGUAAACAAGUAUGGAUUCUACAAAUGAACACAAAAGUCCAAGUAUAAAAACAUUCCACAUUUCUCUGUUCACUGACAGUGUAUUUAUUUGUACCAUGGGGCAUUUUUGUUUGUGAUAGAUGUGAUUCAAAUGCAGACACCUGAAGUGCAGUAUGUGGAAUAAAAUUCUGAGAUUUGUUCCAAAA